Messenger RNA from Physcomitrium patens, 3134 nucleotides. The record is from RefSeq and is a predicted model, not a curated record. Lineage: Eukaryota; Viridiplantae; Streptophyta; Bryopsida; Funariales; Funariaceae.
CCACAACCAUUUCUCACUGCGCACAUCCUUGGCACAGAAUGGGCGCAUCGUAGGAAGUAGAGGUGACCACAGUAUUAGAGCCAUGAUCACGCAAGAGGCGAGAAUGACGACCGUGUUGGCCUAGAGGAGGAACAGGCAUGGAAACGGUAGCAGUGCUGCUUUGCUCAUAUGCGGUCUGGUUUGUGGGCGUUUCGGAAGAGGGUUUGUGAUGUGUGUUACAGCGUAGGGCGCUUCAGAGCCGGUGAGAUUACGUUAGAGAGGAUUGUUUGAUAGGACGCCUGAAGGCGCAGUGAAGCUUGAGUGCCGGAUGAUGACGACGACGAGGAGGCCUGGGUGCGAGUUCAAGUGCCGAAACAGGGAGUAGGAGUGAGGGUGGAAGAGAUGCGGUGCUGGUUGGCAGGGUUAGUGGUGUGACCGGAGAAGCAAGGAUACGUGUUGGUGCGGAGAGGGUAUGCGUGUGCGGUGCGAGAGAUUAUGAUGGUACAGAGUGGGGCAUGAUGCAGGGAGUGGAUAGGGGUGUGUUAAAGAGAGCGGAUGGCACGGGGUCGUCGUGUUCUCUGGUGAUUGCCAGCGUUAGAAACACAGCGGUGCUUUGAAGUGGGAGGGAUGUGGGUUGGUUGCUGGACGUUCCAACUUGAUGGUCUGCAAGGGGAGAAGCGGAGGGCUUCUUUUGUAUCCACAGGUACAAUACAAGCGUCGUUGGGGUUGUUCUCGUUUCAAGGACAGGUCACUACGCCCACAAGUUUUUUACCAAAAGCUGUGGCAUAUGGAAAGGAGGUUACGCCGACGCCCAAAAAGAACUCGGGAAAGUGGAUGUUGGUUCACGGUCCAUGAGAAGGUGUGGAGACUCCAGCGUUGGCGGUGUUAGGGCGCGAAGAAAAAAACCAUAUUACUUUGGGCGUGGUCUCUGCAGCGUGAGACAGGCUGUUCCAAUGUGUGCGCAUGGGCGCUUUGUUUCGGAGGAUUAACGUGGUCGGGAAGGGCAGAUGUAUAGCCCUGGCAGGGGUGAUGCCCGUGCAACCGCGCCGCCCAAUGCUCGCGACUCGUCGACUUCCAUGCCUAUCGAUCAUUCAUCAGCGUGGCAGAGAGAGCCUUAUAACAGGGACGUGAGGUUAGAUAGAGGGGACAGGGAUAGGACCAUUGGAGGGAAAAGAGAAUGGAGCUCUGACAGGGCUUCACCAGGAGCACCCUACCAAAGAGGUUUCGGUGGGUUGCACUCUGUGAACGGCAAUCUUGGCCCUCCAAACAAACGUCGGCUGAAUGGCCGUCAUUCCGGGUUUCAUACCGAAAACAGGCGGUACGGUUCGGCAGGGUAUCGAGGAGAGCCGCCGUUUGGUUCCAUCGUUCCCCUGGAUAACGGGUUGGCACGAAAAUUGGAUAGAGACUCUUUUUAUCCAGGAUCGGGAUGUCUUGUUACCAAUACGGGCUUUAGUAAUGGUCCUGGUAUUGAUCACCGAUCCAAGGAGUUGGAGGAGAAGCUUAAAUUGGGUUCAUUUUUGUCAUCAGGAAAUGGCAGGGAUGGGGGUGCUUCUGGUGGGCACGACCAGAACGGUCGACCUUUUCCCUCCCAAGUUCUGACCGAGGUAGAGAACACUUCGUGGGAGAGGGAAAGAUCUAAGGGGCUGGUUGGCAAUGGUUGGGAGUCGUCUCAGAGAUCAGAAAGGGAACAUCGUGAGAGGUUGUUGGGUAAGGCGGAGUCUUACAGUAGAAGGGAAGGGAAGUUCUCUCAGUUUGAGGGAGGAAAGGAUUCGUCGCAAGUGGACCAGGAUUUAGAGCUGAGGAAGCUUGAUAGAUGUGGAAGUAGCAGCUGGGACAGUUUCUCCGGUGAUACGGUGUGUGAAAGCAAACUGUCCGUUCAUGGAUUAGAUUGGAGGCGCAAGGAGAGAUCAACCUCCGACUGUUUAUCACGGAGUGCAAGUUACGUUGCUAGUAAUGGUGGCACGAAAGAGUCGAUGGUUAGGUCUCAGGGGUUGGAUGUGUCUGGAAGAGCAUCCUCUCCACACCGCUCACCUAAGUCGAAGCCUCCGUCGGCGAGAGUUGAGGUGAGCCGUGACGAUGGAAACCACCCAUCUCCACCGAAACGGCCUCGGCUGGGUUGGGGCCAGGGGCUUGCAAAAUAUGAGAAGAAGAAGGUUGUGGAAACGGAUGAAAAUGUUGUCUCUGGUUCGGUGGGUAGCGUCUCCGGGGGCGGAAGAUCAAGUAUUACAAGUGUUAUUUCCGGUCCAACCACCGAAGUGGUUCAAACGCAGGAUCUGCAGAUGGCAGAAGAUAGCACUGUCUCUGUUGUAUCGAAGUUGGCCCCAUCGCCGUCGCUGACGCCGUCUGUUUCGCUGUUACCACAGACACUAGAAAGUGUGUCGAAGCCAUGCUUGGAGAGUCCGGGAGUAACGAGAGAGGAUCUCAACAAAUCCUACGUAAAGGCGGCUAACGGGAUAGACUUGCCCACUCUGACUGCAACCUCUCCUGGUUCUCGGGUGGAGGAUUCGGUAACGAAUGCUGAUUUGUUUGCGGCGACCGAGUGCAGUUUGGAACUAAGUGUCAGGCAGUCUGAUUCCUGCGAACCUGUAGAGAGGCCUACUGCUUUGAAAGAAUCCAGCAGCUGUCGAGCCUCGCCAGCAGCUCCAUGCUCAGUCGAACAAUGCUGUGGUUUAGAGGUGACUCAGGAAGUCUGUUCGACUGGAGAUACGACUUGGUGGUCCAAAGAGGAUAUACUGCAGAGAGUCGAGAAACUCGAGUCUGAGAUCGAGCAGGUGGAAAGAGAACUAGCCACUCUGGAACAGUUUAGGAGCUUAAAAAAUGAUGCACCAACGCCGGUUCCUGAAACAUUCGAAGAUUCAGCCGAUAAAGAUACUGGGACGGAGCUGGAGCCUGGGAAAAAUGGUCACCAUGUCAUGGGUCAGGACGCUGUGGUUUUGCAUGCCGGUUCUAUGGAGUGUCGAGAUGAUUCCCAGCCGCUGCUGGCUAGUUCUCCAAAUCGGAUUUGCUCAGUUUCUCCCGAGUGCAUUUCUCAUAGUGUUUCAAGCCUUGAAACCGGAGCUGCUGUGGGAGCGGGCCCCCCUAUGUGCAAUCAAGCGAUGGGGAGCAAGCACAGGAGCUAGAGAAUGAAUUCCUCGUUAUGGAGGAAGGGCAGUCGC